This is a messenger RNA of Pseudophryne corroboree (corroboree frog), 828 nucleotides long. RefSeq names its product paraneoplastic antigen Ma2 homolog. The coding region runs from base 1 to 828 and encodes 275 amino acids. The transcript has a single exon. The record is from RefSeq and is a predicted model, not a curated record. NCBI's taxonomy places the organism in Eukaryota, Metazoa, Chordata, Amphibia, Anura, Myobatrachidae.
AUGGAUUGUAUAAGUGGAGAUGAUAUAUAUGCUUGGGGUAAAAGCCAAGGGGUGGAUAUUGGAUGUAGCGUAGGUAUUGGAGGAAAUUUAGUAGGCAUCACUGAUCAGGACAUAAUUAGGGAAAUGAAGAAAUGGUAUGGGAUUAAACACCCAUCCUUAAGUGAUAAAUGGAAAGGUAAUUUGGGAUAUGUAUGUGCAGUAUUGAUAACCAAUAGUAAUGAAUUUGAUCCAUCUUUAAUUCCUGCUAACAUUAUGGUAGAGAGUGUUCCAGGUCGAAGAUUGCAGGUUAAAUGGCCUAUAAAUCCCCAGGAUACUAGUGAAGAAGUCCCUGUAGAAUGUGAUAGUCAGAUAGAUGGAGGAGGGGAUGUAGGGGGUAGUUAUCCCAUUGUAGGUGAAUCAGCUAUAGACCCAUCUAAAAGUGGAGAUGGCACAGAACCCCAUGUAGAUGCUGCUAUGGACAAAGUAGUCAGUCAUUUUGAACGAUGGCAUUACGAGGGAGGAUAUAGAAGGUUAAGAGUGUUCUCUGGAAUUAUACCUGUACCGACUGGGGAAGAAAGUUUCGAUGCAUGCAGAGAAGCUGCCAUUCAGCAUUCAGAAGAAUGGAGCUGUCCAGAACACAUAAAGAAACAGAGAAUAGUGGAGAGUUUGAGGGGUCCAGCCAUGGGCAUUAUUCAUCCUACCAAAAGAAGUAAUCCAAAUGCCACCUUAAAAGAUUCUGUGGAUGCUUUGGAUUACUCAUUUGAAACAUUAGAGGAUAUAGGGGACAUACUGCCAAGACUAAAUCAUACUUUCCAGGGACAAAAUGAAUCUUAUUACAUAUAUCUAUAG